GACAAUAAUUAACCACACUGAAGCAGCGGUUGUGUCUAAAAACCCGGUAUCACAGCUGAUUUGUGAAAUUGGAGGGAACUUUGUGUUUGUGAUCUGCUUAAAGAUUUCUUGGUCUUUGAGUUUGUCACGGAUAGCCCCACGAAAAUGAAUAAAAAAUCGAACCCGAGCAAUAAAGAGAAACGCCAAAAACGUAAGGAGGAACAGCACAGGAUAAAGUUGGCGAUGCAAGUCGUAGACUGCGCAAAUUCGCUAAACGAUCCGUUAGAAAGCUUUCCCGUAUUUCAGCGAUUUUCGAAGAACGGUAUUGACGCCACGCUGUACGUUAAACGCGUGACACAUUUAGACAAAGACGUAAAGGACUGGAUAUACGACUUGACUAAGAGAAAUAUGAAGGAGAACUACGAAAGCUGUUCGUGGGGUUGGAAUGAUAAGAAGAAAUAUGAGGAACUAAUGGACGAAUCCGCUUGGUAUUUAGUUUCACAAUUAACAAAUGGCAAAUUGCUAGGAUUUUCGCAUUUCCGGUUUGAUUUGGAUGAGGGUAUUGAAGUUCUGUAUUGUUACGAAUUGCAAUUAGAACCUGAAGUGCAACGUAAAGGCCUAGGCAAAUUUAUGAUGCAAAUACUGGAGUUAGUGGCAUUUACGAACACCAUGAAGAAAGUCGUAUUAACUGUAUUAAAGAAUAACGAACAUAGCAUAUUUUUUAAGAAUAUUAAUUAUGUUGUAGAUGAAACGUCGCCUAUGGAUUGUGAUGAAGAAGAAUAUCCGUAUGAGAUACUAAGUAAGGCAAACAAACGGUUAAUUACCACUGCUUAGUUCUAACGACUUUUCCAUCUGUAUGUGCAAAUCACUUAAUAUGUCUACCAUUAAGAAAAAAAAUUUAUUUCCUGUAGGUAUGUCAAUAUGUGUAAUUUUUGUGUAACAAGUCGCGGUUUGAAAGGUGUAAUUUAUUGUUGAUGGAUAUUGACAUGUGUGAUGAAUGACACUUUAUUGUACUUACCUUCCCAACAAUGAAAUUAAGACAUUAAUAUCACAUGAAGUUUAA
Messenger RNA from Photinus pyralis (common eastern firefly), 1042 nucleotides. Its product is annotated as N-alpha-acetyltransferase 40. The transcript has 4 exons. The record is from RefSeq and is a predicted model, not a curated record. Bases 145 to 813 code for a protein of 222 amino acids. Lineage: Eukaryota; Metazoa; Arthropoda; Insecta; Coleoptera; Lampyridae. Gene Ontology annotation, cellular component: nucleus. Gene Ontology annotation, molecular function: histone H2A acetyltransferase activity; histone H4 acetyltransferase activity; protein N-terminal-serine acetyltransferase activity.